This is a messenger RNA of Brassica rapa (field mustard), 9356 nucleotides long. RefSeq names its product NAC domain-containing protein 30. NCBI's taxonomy places the organism in Eukaryota, Viridiplantae, Streptophyta, Magnoliopsida, Brassicales, Brassicaceae. The record is from RefSeq and is a predicted model, not a curated record. Gene Ontology annotation, molecular function: DNA binding. Gene Ontology annotation, biological process: regulation of DNA-templated transcription.
GUUCUAACAUUUUUUUUUGUAAUUUAAUAAUAUUGAUCAAAUUUCACAUUUUGAAAUUUACCUGCCUAUAAAUAGUUGGUGUUAAAGAUAUAACCUAAAAACAAAACAUAAUUAUAAUUAGUACUCUAUUCGUUUCAAAAUAAUCUAUGUUUAAAUUGUUUAAAAAUACAUUUUUUACAUUUUAAUGCAUUUUUAUUAAGUAACAAUGAUAAAUUGUAAAUUUCAAAAGGUUAAUUGUAUUUAUUAAAUUUUGAUUGGAAAAAAAUUGUGAGCACUAGUUAAUUACAAAAAAACAAUGCAUUUGUAAUCAAAAUUUAAAAUGUUUUUUAAUGUGUGAAAACUCCACUUAUACAUUUUUUAAAUGGAGGGAGUACAUUAUUACUAAUAAAAAUUAGUGUUUUAUAUUUAUAUCAAGUUUAUUUUUUUGGCUAAAAUUUAUUCAUUUAAUUAUUCUGCAAUUUAUUAUACAAACAUCAUGAGAUUUGUCUUACUAAGUAUUUUUUAAAAUAAAAGAUUUUUUUUUGUCCCUUGUUUAACCAAUGCCAUCAAACAAACUAUUAAUAAUACUAUAAGAAAAGUUCAUUAUUUUUAUAAAAAAGUUUAUAAACUUUAAAUAAUUAAGCUGUAAAGGGACCUAAAGGAAAGACAAAAGAAAACUAAAAUAAAAGAUGUAGGAAUAAGUAUGAAAUAAGCAAUAGGAUCAAAGAGACAACUUGGGGGGUGUGGGCCGACAUGCCAUCAUCAGAGCCUCUCUUGCUCCAUUCUUACCUCUAGAAGUGUUUGCUUCUGUCAUCAUUACAUUUUUUUUUUCAGUUUCCUCGUCUUAUUUAUCAAUUGUUAUGGCUUCUGGAGAAUAGUUGGAUAAAGUUUGAAUUUCACUUAUCCAUUUAUUGAGAUAUUUUAAAUAGUUUGUUUUGGCUCUUAAACUAUACUAUAAUUUUAAAAUCAAAUGUUGAGCUAUAAUAUCACAGUCGACAUUCUACUUUAAUCCUUCUGUUUUGAUUCAUAAAAUGUUUUGGAUAAAUAUUUGGAAACUUUAAAAAUCGUUUUCAGGUAGCCAAGUUAUUGUUAAGCUUAUCUCAAAAUUAUAAACAAAAAGAAAACAAAAUUCAGAACUUGUACGGUACAGGCAAAACUGAUAAAAAUGAAUAGAGAGAAAGAAAAAGAAGGAUUUUGGAAGGUCUUAUUUGGUUUUAUGUUGUCGUUGAUUUUACUCAUAACAUGAUACAAAACAAAUGAUAAAAAAAUGAGAAACGUUUGAACAUUUCCAAAAGUAGAAUUGGUUAAAUAAUUAAAGUUAUAUAAUAAUAAGAAUUAGAAUAGUGUAGAACGAUGUAUUGUAAUAGAGACGCAAUCUCACCAAAUUAACACUGAAAAUCCCAAGGUUUAUAAGCAGUCCCACUAAACCGCCCCAAAAAACCAUAGAUUUGCCAACAUGCUUUCUCUUCACUUCUGAUCUCCCUUCAAACACCAAAGGAAAAAUUGUGUUUACAUGUUAGUAGCAAAUAUCUACACUAAAGAUUAUCCAAAUUAAAAAUCAAACGUUAAUGGGAAAUCUUGACAAUGGUUACCAAAUAGGAUGUGGAAUAGGGAGACAAGUAGAGGAGGCUGUAGGGGUCACUUGGAGAAAUAGUGAUCGAUCUUCACCCACCGUCGUUCAUUAUUAAUUGCGGCUAAUUAUAACUUUCAUUAAUUAUUAUUUAUGCCAAUUUAAUUGCUCUUUCAAUCUUAAUAGAUUAAUAUUUUUAAUUUUCUUUUUACCAUUUUCAUCAUCAAAUUCUUGUUUAUCUUUAUUUUUUUUUAUAAUAUUGGUAUAAUUCCAAAAGCUUUCUAGGUCCAAUGACUAAUCCACCAAGAAGCCCAUAAAAUACUAGGUGACCAAGGGGAAUCGAAUCCGGGUUAUCUUUAAAUCUUUUUAUUUUUUCAUUGUCAACAAGUUACUUGUUCGAAAAUUUCAACUGCAAUAAAAAUUUUGUCAGAAAAAUAAAAUGAGAUGAAAAGAAAAUAGUGAUGUGCUAAAAGAAAUAGUGACGCCAUGGUUUAACUAAUAAAAAAAGAAGCCAUUUCGGAGUUAUCAUCAAUUUUAAUUUAAUUUAUUUUUCCAUUUGAUAAUUCAUAUCAUUUUUUGGUUAAUUAGUUUAUAGUUACAUUUUUUGUGGAGAAAUCUGUGUUUCGAAUCUGAAAUGCCUCUAUAUAUAUGCUUAACUCGGAUUCCAAACACAGAUUUCUACAAAAAAACAAAUUAUUUCUUUCUCAAAAGAGUAUAUCAUUUGGAAUCUGAUACACAUGUAAGCCAUUCAUUAAGCUAAUAACUUAUACAUCAUGAGUACGUAUUAAAACCUACAUUCUGAAAAUUUUGUUUCACUUGAGGAGUAAAUGUAGAUGUUACUUUGAAAUGGACUAUACAUUAGUGUUCGCAGUUUAUUUAUAGUGUUCAGAUUCUUCACAUAAAUUGUGUAAUUUACUCUCAUAUAAAAGAGAGAUAGAUUUCCCGAACAUUCUCAAAUAAAGACAAAUUCAAAAGUGCCUAUGGAGGAAUUAAAAUUCGUUAAUGAUUAAUAUAUAGCCUAUGAGUAUCAGUAAUAAUGACUUUCUAUUUCUUAAUUAUUAUUGUUUCACUAAGAUCAGCUGGUAAUAAUUUGUUGGUGGAUAUGAUAUCUUUCAGGGUGCACAUAUAUCUUUUUGGGUAAAAGGGUGCAAAUAUAUUUCUUUGAUGUUAUGAGAAAAAAUAAUAUAAAAGUAUUAUGAGCGAAUGGUAUUUAUUCAGAGUGUAUUUUUUUUGGGGUGCAAAUGUUAAGAUAAACUUAUUCACAGUGAUUCAUAACUCAUAAGCACAACAAUUGUUACAGUUAGUGAAAUUGUUUGUUUGGUUAAAGGUAAAAUAGAAUUUAAACAUAUGACUCGAAUUCUCAAAAGGUUAACCAUCAAAAAUAGAGAGAAAUUAUACAUAGAAUAAAAUGAUAUAUUGGUGAAUUAUCUAUCAUUAGUUUUUUCACAUUUUAAGAGCUGUGAAUAAUUUUAAUUAUCAAACAACAAAAACAGAAUAAUUACGAAGUUUGAUUGCAUGCAAUAUACCCGUAUGUGUAUAUAUGAGAACUGUUAAUAUAAAUGAUCAUGUUCUUCGGUUCCAUGUAUAUAAUUGUAAUUAAGUUUUCACGAUUUUAUCUUCCAUUCAGAAUAUAUUUGGGUCACAUCAGAAUCAAGUGAAUUGUCACCAAAUAAGUUCUACAAUUUAUUUUCAAAUAUUUAGGUUCUGAAAAUUUUGAACUUCUUGCCUAUGCGUUAUAUUAUAUAAAUGAUGUAAGCACCAACAUGUAUAAGGAACAAUAUUUUUCGUGUAACAAAAUAACUUCAUACGUAUAAUUUUAACUACAUACAUAUGUAAGUGGUAAAUCAUGUCUUUUAUUUUUUUAUAUGUCUUUUAUAUGUUAUAUUAAAAAAAAUCAUGUCUUUUAUAUGUUAUAUAAGUGGUCAAUAAAAUAAAGUGUAUAUAGGGGGCUGUUUCUAGAUACAGGUCGUUUUCAAAGUUUAGUUAGGAUAGAAUCUAAGACAAGAUCCUAAGCUAACUCUUCCAGGCAAAGCAAAUAUAUUUCUUUCUUUUUCAGGAAACUUUCUUCUUUAUUUACUCUAUUUAUCAUACAUAUCACCGAAAUAUCUUAUUUUACAUUUCAGUCAAUCCCCUGAAAAGAUAUUUUAGGCAUUGCUCCAUAGUUGAUUCAUGCAUAAUACAAAUUCUCAAAUAUUUCUCGAUAUUUAGGCUUUGCUCUAUAACUGAUGUCAGGUGUUUGUUUUAAAAUAUUUAUUUAAUAUUGCAAUUCCUUGUAUAGUUUAAAUAGUGAUGUUCAAAAAUAAGAGUUGGUAAGCUGAUGUAUUACCAUUGUUGAUUUUCUCGGAUAUAAUAUAAUAUCAUGUGACUAAUCUUCAAAGUGACCAAUGGAAAGACGGUGUGCGGCCAUAAUUUUAUAGUCCAGUAUAUUAUCUGUUGGGAGUUUGAUGAGCAGUCCAAUAGAAAUAGACUACAAUACAUAAAUAUAAAAGGUAAGUGAAAGGUCGGUAGAUCACAUCAGAUUGUAAUGAUUUUAUCAGAUUAAGUUCAUGAUUUAUAUUUUUGAUUGAGCUAUGGACCCAUUUAGACGAAAAUUUCUCCUUAAAAUUUCAAAAUUAACCAACUAGAUAGCUAUUUAAACUAAUUCUAAUGACGAUAAUAAACAAUAUGGAUUAAUUUGUUUGCAAACUAAAUCGACUUGUUUUGUUUCAAAAAAUUUGGUCCAUCAUCGGAGACAACACAAUUUUAGUUUUGCUAUCAGCACACUGCAUACCAAAAUAUAAAUAUGAUGAGCUAAAUAGUAUAUCUCUUGUCCAAAAAAACAUGCUCCAUUAGCCUGCAUGGUUCGUUGUUAGCAAUUAGUCAAAACUCAAAAGAAGGAUAACGAAUACUAAUUGUGACAUAUAUGUAAGGUCAUAGAUUAUAUUUGAAGCUUUGGUUUCGAAAUUAGUUGCAGUCUUUUGAGAGAACAUAAAAGUUAUUUUUCUUAAAAAAAAAUCUUUACAAUAGAUAUGGUCAUUAAUCUGGUUAUAUGAAAUCUACUUUUGACUUAAAAAAACAACAGAGAAUCCGUUUACUCUCUUGAACGCUUCCAUGGCUUUGUCAAACCGUACGCCUUCCUCUUCCUUUGAUCGAAUAAAUUCUGUUUCGCACCAGUUUGUCCAUUAACCUUAUAAGAUGUGCUGAACUCUGAUGGACUUCAAACGCCUUCACCAUGUUUCCUCCCAUUUUUCUAUGUCAAAUUAAUGAUUAGUCGAAUUUUAUAUCCGCGAUUCUUCCUCUUUUUCGUUUUUACACAUAGAUACUGAAAUGAUUUGUAUGCUUUCUAUACAAAUUACAAUAGAUAUGUUUCUUAUAUUUCGGUACUCGACAUUAUUUAGUAGUUGUUAUUUUGUUAAACAGAUAUAAGUACUAUUGUGUAUUAGAAUAUUCUAUGUGUCGACUUAAAUAUUAAUUGGCAUGUUGAAACUUUGGUCGGUCAAAAUCAGUUUAAUUACUAUGCCUCCGGUCACAAAAAUUCAAGCAUUCUUAAAAAAUCACUUAAUCAAAUUGAGAUAUUCGUGCUAUUGUUUGACUCUACGGGAUGAAACUUUUCUUAGGAUCAAGGAUUGCCUCAAAUUCUACAACAGAAAAAAGGCUAGAUUUUGGAGUCUUUGGACCAAUGUAUCACAUUUUCACGAUAUUGGCGUGAUAUUGAUAACCUUUUAAUUCGUGGACGGUAAAGUGGCAGCCUCCAAAAAAAUCGUGCGUCUAAUGUAUCAAUUACUUUUGUUAGCAUGCUUUAAUAGCAUUUUUACUUAAUAUAAUUCAAUAAAUAUCGUAAGUUAUUAAACCGGCCAGCCAAUAGUGAUGGUGGAAUCAUAUUCAGCAAUUUACAGUGGCGUCACUAACUUCUACAGUUCAUUUUUAGUGGAUAAAAAACUUGAGAUAAGAAUUUCAAUUGAGAACAGCGGCACGUUGACCUCUGCCGGGUGAAAACAACAAACACUAACUUGUAAUGCAUCGUUAAUUAUUCGAUUAAGUAGGCUACUUGCCUACUAACACCAAUAAUUACCGUUAACCCUAGUUAUAAUCGGUGUUAGAGAGUUUUAAGUACACACGCACUAUAAUUUUGACCAUGUAUAGUUCAUUAUAGAGAAAUAUACCUUAUGUACAUACGAAAUUGCAAAAAGGUAUAUCUGUUCUAAAAAUGGAACGCAUUUCAGAUACUGAUAUCUUAUGUUAUGUAUUAGUUCAUAAACACUAUGAAACCCAUCAUAAAUCAAUGUUUACUUAAUAGAUAGUACAUCAAAUUAGAGGGCAUGCUUAUUAUUGUCAUACACAAGAGCCCGUAACAAGUACAAAAAGGGGGAAUAUUAUAUAAAAUUUUAUCUUGAGAGUUAGAGACAUUAUGAUUAGAGAAGGAAAUAUGGGGAUCGAGGCACAUAUAUAAUGUAUAUUCUGAUUAGAAAAAGUGAAUGGUGUGAAAGGGUUUGUGGGUAAAUCCUUGUGAAAGAGCUCUCCCUCACGCAGUAGACACUAGACAAGUAGGCCUGCAUGUGAAACUGAAACCAAAAUCAAGUGCCCUUUUUCUCAUUUCUGAAAUCCAGCUUUUAUUCAAUUCAUUUCCCAUUUUUAAAUUUUCCUUUCCCGUUUUAGUACUCAUUUCUUAUUUAUCGUAUAAACUCCUUUUUCUUUUUGUAUAUAUCCAUUUCUCCUUGAUUUUCGUGCCUCCCUUGUCAUACUCUUCACUAACUCAAAAAAGAUUCUUCAGUUUUGGGAUUUUUCGUUGGGGACUAUAGAGACUCGAUGAGUUACUGAGAUGACGUCACGAGCCGAAAGGGUGAGGUAAAUACAGUAAAACGACAGCCAACGGCUUUGGUGGGGCCGGGAUAAGCGGAGAUCAGAUGAGGAACAAAUGAUUAGUUAUGUAAUAGAAACAGUUCUUCUCCCCCACGUGUCCUGCAUCUAGAGCGACACUUGUUAAGGACGGCGCCACCAACCAGACAAUGGGAGCUGGAUUGCUGAAGAAAGACUUAAGAACAUCUUCAUCUGUUUUACUCUUCUCUUUUUUUUUUCUUGUUGUUUUUAAUAUAAUCUACAAACGGACACGAUUCGUCAUGUUUAAUGGCCAACGUUCAUUCCUUUAGGGCUACUACAAAUCCGAAAAUAUUUUAAUAGUUUUCCGAAAAGAAAUUUUGGGAUUGUAUGGUUUCCAUUGGAUCUAAGACUCAAAAUUAUCAAUUAUGUAUUUCCUAUAUUACAUUAUAAAAUUUGAUGCGGCAGUAUAUUGAGUGAGAUUUACGUAGUUAUCCAUAAACGAACAUUUCUUUUUAAAAAAUAAACCCAUAAAAUGUACAUGCGGGUAAAUUCUUUCGACGUUGAUAGGUACACUCAAUAUAGUUAUUUUCGUUGUCCCCAUUUUUUUUACUCACGUGUUUUAUCAAUGGGUUACCGAGGACAUAUAUUAACCCCAGAUUAAGCAAACAUAUAUCUAAAAUUUAUCGUUAUAUUGUUAAUAAUUACACUUAGUUAUAUAUACAUUAUGCAUAUACGAUGACAAAAAAUACAUUAUGCAUACAGUCCAAACCUGGAGAGUAAUUUAUAAUAUUAAUACUAAACUACUAGAAUCGUUUGUAAUAUUUACUACAAUCAAAUUAAAUCAAAUUGAAAUUUGCAAUCUAUAAAACUGUUCGGUGAUGUUCAGAGCAUUUUAUUAUUUAACCUAAUGCCACAUAAGAAUCGCUAAUCUUAUACUCCUUUUGUUUCUUUUUAUAUGAUAUUUUAGUUUUAACAUACAAAUUAAGAAAAAAAUACUUUUACUAAAAGCAUUGGAUUACAAUAAAAAAUAACCAAAAUUACUAUCAUUGCUAUUCUAAACUAAUAAGACAAAAACAAUAUAUUAAUAUUUAAUAUUUUAAUAAUUUAUUUUAAUAGUUUUACAUCAAUUUUCUAAAAACAUCAUACAUAUUGAAACAAAAACAUCUUCUAAAACAUCGUAUAAAAAAGCCAGAGGGAAUAUAUAACUUGGUAUAUAAUAGAUAAGAAUGAAAAGGGAUUUUUAAUCUUGUGAGAUGUAAUAAAAAACUAGUAAACAAUAGACAACUAACAAAAGUUGGGUUGUGCAGUAACUGCCGGUAAAGUGGAGAAGCUUGGAAAAACUUUAAACAAAAAAUUGCGGUUAGAGAGAGAGAUAGAGCCGUCCAAAAACAAGGCGUAGAUGUCUAUCCCACGCGCAAUCAAACCCUCUUGCUCCAUCUCCAUCUUCUUCUUCUUCUCCCUCUCCUUAUAUCAUCAUUUUGCACCCACAUGACACACACUUCCAUUGAUAUAAAUAAGCAUAUUCACAUCAUAAACCUAAAACCUAUAUAUAUACACUCUAAGAUUUCUAGAUGGUCCAUAUACAUAUGAUCUAAUUAAUCAAAAGCCAAUCUCUUGCCUUGUUUUAUAAAGACUCAUCAUUCAAUCCGCAACAGACAUUUCAAACCCUCCUCUCCUUCUUCCUUUUGCUACCCUAUUUCAGAUCGUUCUUGUUGAAAUCGCUUACAAAAAUAUAUCAGUAUUUCCCACAAGCCCUUCGUCCAAUCUAUAUUAACUUGAUCAUUUUAGAUGGAUAACAUAAUGCAUAUGCCACCAGGAUUCCGAUUUCACCCGACAGAGGAAGAACUCGUCGGUUAUUACCUAGAUAGGAAGAUCAAUUCAAUGAAAAGUGCUUUAGACGUCAUUGUAGAGAUUGAUCUCUACAAAAUGGAGCCAUGGGAUAUUCAAGCGAGAUGCACCCUAGGGUAUGAAGAGCAAAAUGAGUGGUACUUCUUUAGCCACAAGGACAGGAAGUACCCGACCGGGACUAGGACCAAUAGAGCCACGGCCGCUGGGUUCUGGAAGGCCACCGGCAGAGACAAGGCGGUUCUUUCAAAAAACAGUGUUAUAGGAAUGCGGAAGACACUUGUCUACUACAAAGGUCGAGCUCCUAAUGGAAGAAAAUCCGACUGGAUCAUGCACGAAUACCGUCUCCAAAACUCUGAGCUUGCCCCGGUUCAGGAGGAAGGUUGGGUCGUGUGUCGAGCAUUUAGGAAGCCGAUUCCAAACCAGAGGCCAUUAGGGUACGAGCCAUGGCAGAACCAGCUCUACCACGUUGAUAGUAGUAACAACUACUCAUCUUCAGCGACAAUGAACUCGAGUCAUCAUAUCGGUGCCUCUUCAUCGAGCCAUAACCUUAACCAAAUGCUCAUGAACCACUACAAUGGCAAUAAUGUAUCCUCGUCGAUGCAUCAAUAUGGCAAUAUCGAGCUCCCUCAGCUGGACAGCCCGAGCUUAUCACCGAGUCUAGGGACGAAUAAAGAUCAAAACGAGGGAUUCGAACAAGAAGAAGAGAAGAGCUUCAACUAUGUAGACUGGAGAACACUAGAUAGCUUGCUUGAGACACAAGUCACACAUCCACAAAACCCUAAUGCCCUAAUGUCUUCGUUCGAAACGCAGUCGUAUAAUCCGGCUCAGAACUUCCCUUCCAUGCAUCAAAACUAUAGUCACGAGGUUGAAACAAAUAUUCGUGAUUCUCUUGGAUGCUUCCCUGACUCGUAAUUAAUAUAAAAUUAUAUACUAUAUUGAUUUGUUUUUAUGAUUUAAUUGUUUCAUCUGAAGAAUAACAUUUAUAACUGUCUAUUUGUAAAACAAGUUUGUGUUUAAUACGUAGAGAUUUCCUUGUGAAUUUCACAAUCACAAAGGUGGAAUUUUUUUUUAUCUAUCCCUUGGGGUUUUCUAUUAAUAUUUAUUUUGUUAUUCGAAUUUGUAUAUCCAUUGAUUCUAAUAAAAUGUGCUCAUAAUUAUACGA